Messenger RNA from Pelodiscus sinensis (Chinese soft-shelled turtle), 2087 nucleotides. The record is from RefSeq and is a predicted model, not a curated record. NCBI's taxonomy places the organism in Eukaryota, Metazoa, Chordata, Testudines, Trionychidae.
GUUCGUUCCAAGCAAGGGCACGUGGCAAGGAAUGCGACAGGAAUAGGGGAUUGCUCUACGCCUCUAGCUUUGUCUCUGCCCAAAUGCUGCAUUGGACAGUUGUUUCGAGCGAAGAGACUGAGUGGAAGAAUGGCCUUUGUGAUGGACAUGGUGCAGAUCUUUAAGUUCAGCAUGUUGAAAGCUGCAAGACUUUCAUUUGCUUUUAGUUGCAAAAAUCAUUUUCAGGCAGCCAAACAUUUUUCAACUCAGGAGAAGGAACCACCACAAUCUGCAUCACCUCCUGGGUUUGAGGAUGAAGGAAAUUCACACCACCAUGACAGUCACCAGCUUCAAAUAUCUGGAGUUGAGGAUGCGGCACGAAUGAUCCCUAAAUCAAAUCCUCCCCCCAGGAGCUAUAUAGGCCUUGCCCCACAGAAGAAUUUGCAGUGGAAGUGGAAGUCUAGCAUGAGAAACACUGGGCAGGCUGCAUCUUCCAGUGAGGAGUUUAGGAACCUGAGAGAGGAUGACUUUUCAAAAGAGCGGAAAAGACCUGCCCCAAAGCCUAUGUCCUUUGAAAGGACCAAAGGUUCAGAGAUCUUGUUUGGCAUUGCACCCUGCUCCCUGGCUUUCUCGCAGUCAAAGAGGAACUUUUUCAGGUUAUUCCUCAAGUCGGGCAGCAGCUCCGCACGGCCUGUGAUGGAAGAGUUUGCCCAACGAGCUAAGGCUCGCGGGGUCCCCGUGCACCGGGUCAGAAGGCAGGUGUUGGAUACCCUUUGCAAAGGCCAAGUCCACCAGGGGGUUUGCUUAGAGGCCACUCCUCUCCAUCCUAGGAGCUUGGAAGAAGCUGAAGUUUCCCAGGUUGGAGUUGCUACUGUUUUGGGCACACAGCUGAUUUGGCUGGUGCUGGAGAAGAUACAAGAUCCUAUGAAUCUGGGUGCAGUGGUGCGUUCUGCACACUACUUAGGAGUUGACAGGGUGGUGACCAGCCUAAAGGACAGUUGCCCCCUUACUCCUAUGGUGAGCAAAGCAAGUGCUGGAGCCAUGGAGGUUUUGGAAAUAUACGGCACUGAUGAUCUGCAGAGAUUUCUGAAGACUAAAACUGAAGAAGGCUGGGAAGUCAUAGGAACAGUCGGUAAAUCAGAGGUCAAGGAAACGGUCCCAGUCAUCAACUGCUUAGAAUUUCAUUGGAAUAAACCCACAGUUUUGGUCAUAGGGAAUGAAGGGUAUGGGCUCUCUUCAGAGACACGAAAUUUGUGCCACAGGAUGCUAAUUAUCCCUCCUGGAAGAACAUUGCAACCUGGGAUUGAAUCAUUAAACGUCUCUGUAGCUACUGGGAUUCUUUUGCAUUCUAUAUGCAGCCAAAAAAUAAAGUAACACAAUGUGAUUUUACUGUGCAUUAUGUAGAUCUUUUGAAAUCCAACUCUCCUGAGCAGGGAAAACAGUUCAGUGUGGUGUGGUUUCACUGAAAAUCAGUAGCGGCAGACACCCUGACAUCCAGAGUCUUCGUACAUCUGUGAGCUCCUGAGAAGCUAAGGAGAAAGUAAACACUCCAUUUUCUGCGGUGGAACAUUCAACUAAAACUUUAGAAGAUUCCAGGUACCAUUCCAGGUCAUGUACUAUGUCCUACUCUCUAAGUUGUCACUGAACAUUGUCCCAUCUGUCCACUGGACGUGCCUCCUUCAUCAAGCUGCUAACAACUCCAAGAACCUGUUGAGUACACGAACUUCAAGAGAAAACAUUAAAGAAAAUGUGACAGAGAAAACGCUAGAUUUUAAAAACAGGGAGCCACGUCUCUAAAAGUUUACUGAUGCAAAACAUCCAUUAAAAUUAAUAGACUUUUUUUGCACUAAUGCUCCUUUACGGUGCUCAUUCCCAGUGAAAUCUUUGCUGGAAUAAGGACUGUAGAAUCAGGCCCAUUCAGUAUUUUCUUCAUAGUGUGAAGGUGCUUCCCAUUGUACAUUGCUGUUUGAACAUCUAAAAACAUGUUGCAUUGAAUCUGACUGUAAAAUAAAUCUUUGAACUUAAUCAUGUGAUAGGUGUGACCUAUAAUGAAACUCAGUUGAGGAAAAAAAUUCCAUUGAAAUAAAACUGUUUAUAGAUUUGUCGUA